GCCCAAACAAACGGUACCAUUCUCUUGAGCCAGGCCCAAUAGCUGUAGCACACAACAGACGACACGACCGCAUCCCGCGGCCCUGGCUGAGCCCAACCAAGUUCAGGCAACCCGGCCGCCGCCAAGUCCCCUCGCCGGCGCGGCGCUCGAAGCCCGGGAGGCCGCCGCCCCUUCGUGCUCGCUGAGGCAUCUGCUGCCGUGGUCGAGUUCGCCGUGCCGUUGGCCACGGACGCCCGAGGCCACCUCACAGCCGCGCAGCACGCUGCUUUCGAGAUACGAGCAGGGAGCAGCGGCGCGCCGGCCGCCCGGAGCGCAUGGGGUUCCUAUGGAUGGCCUUCGCGGCGGGAGCCGUGCUGCUGUGGGCGAUCUCUCUGGGGCGGAUCUUCACCUUCCCCGCGCCGACGUGCGUGCCCCCGAGCCCGCCCUUCCUGCCCCCCCUCCGCCGCGACAGGAGGAGCCGGAACGUGCUGCUCGUCGUCGCCCACCCCGACGACGAGUCCAUGUUCUUCACUCCAACUAUUCUGUUCCUCAAGUCAAAAGGUCACAAUAUUCACGUUUUGUGCAUGUCUCAAGGUAACGCUGAUGGUCUUGGAGUUACUCGAAAAGAAGAAUUGUACCAUGCCUGUGAUACCCUUAAGAUUCCACGUGAACAAGUUAAAGUCUUGGACCACCCAAAAUUGCAGGAUGGAUUUCAUGAGAAAUGGGACCAUGGACUGCUAGCAGAACUUACUAUGGAGCAUGUCCAACUUUGGGCCAUCGACACGGUAGUGGCUACAUCCUGGAGACCUUAUGAACUUCAAAAUCGUGACAUUUGAUUCAUACGGAGUAUCAGGCCACCCAAACCACCAAGAUGUUCAUCAAGGCAUAUGCAAGUUGCUCCAUGUGAACGGGCAAGGAAACAUUGAAGCAUGGGAACUUGCAAGCCUGAAUAUUCUUCGCAAGUACAGUGGUCCGGUUGACAUUUGGCUAUCUUCGUUGAUCUCCUCAAGUUCAAAGCAACCAAUCUAUACAC
Setaria italica (foxtail millet) is the source of this 1012-nucleotide messenger RNA. RefSeq names its product probable N-acetylglucosaminyl-phosphatidylinositol de-N-acetylase. The transcript has 8 exons. Gene Ontology annotation, cellular component: endoplasmic reticulum. The record is from RefSeq and is a predicted model, not a curated record. Lineage: Eukaryota; Viridiplantae; Streptophyta; Magnoliopsida; Poales; Poaceae. Gene Ontology annotation, molecular function: N-acetylglucosaminylphosphatidylinositol deacetylase activity. Gene Ontology annotation, biological process: GPI anchor biosynthetic process. Bases 315 to 815 code for a protein of 166 amino acids.